Linderina pennispora is the source of this 5253-nucleotide messenger RNA. RefSeq lists its product as uncharacterized. Gene Ontology annotation, molecular function: ABC-type peptide transporter activity; ATP binding; ATP hydrolysis activity. The record is from RefSeq and is a predicted model, not a curated record. Gene Ontology annotation, cellular component: fungal-type vacuole; membrane. NCBI's taxonomy places the organism in Eukaryota, Fungi, Kickxellomycota, Kickxellomycetes, Kickxellales, Kickxellaceae. The transcript has 7 exons. Gene Ontology annotation, biological process: transmembrane transport. The coding region runs from base 265 to 5253 and encodes 1662 amino acids.
GAAGGAAAGGAAAGAAAGUUCGCAAACCGUCCAGACCAGGUUAGACUGCCAGCACACCCUACCGUCUAGCUCCUCAUUUUCCAGGUAACUAGCGCUUUAAGACGCCGCCUUAAAAUCACAGUGCCUGUCCCUUUUUCGCGUAGCACACCAGCACAGCUGCUGUGUUUUCUUCAAAGCGGCUAUACAGGCUGUUGCCACCUGAGGCUAAAUGCUAACCCUGCUACCUUCAAACCUUAGACCGCCUGAUUUUUUCUGCUAGUGAUCAUGGCCGCAGCAACAUCAUCGCUGGCCAAACUAGCAACUGUCGCUGGCGCCACUGCCACCUCAGCGUACGCCUUGUACAGACUGUGGCAGCUCACCACUACCGUCGCCACUGACCCCACUCGCCUGUGCGGUGGUACUGAUUGGGCAUGGGCGCCUGACAACGAGUGCUUCCGUAGCAGCUUCCUGUGGCCCACCUUGAUUCUUAUCUCGACUGGUGGCGGCUCAGCGUACCUUGCUGCGAAGACGCUGCUGUGCAAUGAUCAGGCUGUCGCUUCGCAAACCGCACGCAGACCCCCAGGCAAAGUUGUGGUUGUGGACAACCGCCCGUCUGUGGGCGCCUUGAUUGCCUUGCUGGCAAUUGCUCAAGAGGCACUGGCAGUUGCGUGGGCAGCCUCGUCGACGACCCUCACUGAUCAGCUGCUGGCAUGCAGCCUGGGGCUCGGCAGCCUGCUGGUGGCAAUCACCUCGGUGGUCAGCUACGUUGCUUUUCUGCGCAGCCGCGACCGCCUGUCAUACCAGGGCUUGUUCCCGAACUACAUUCCAAAGCUCACUAGUGUUUUGCUGGUGCUCGGCUUCGGCGAGAUGUACUAUUCGUUCUUCACGCCCGGCACCAGCGAUGUGCCGUUCUGGUUUGGUGCCACGAGCCGCUCCCGGUUCCUGGUGUCAACCACCACAGUGAGCUUUGUCCUGAUUGUCCUGUUCUCUAUUGUGCAGCACGGGGCUGCGUUCCUGCGCCCGGAUAUGCCCGAGGACGCCGGAACAGAAGUGUCCUCCAGAUACGAGGCAAUUGAGUCCAGCAGCGCCGAUCAGGAGCUGACACCGCUGGCGCAACUGCGCGGCCGGAAGCAGCCCGAUCUCAUUGACACACCUGAGCCCAACAUGUCGUGGUACAGCAAGCUGAUGUUCUCAUGGUCCAACGACUUUCUGCGCAAGGGCGGAAAGCGCCAGCUCGACUACCCGGACAUGUACGUUCUGGAGCACCGCGAUACCCCCGUGCCUAACUGGAGCCGCUACCUCAAGCACCGCAAGGCUGGACGCCCGCUGAUGGUGACGCUGCUGCUUACGUUUGCGCCAGAGCUCCUGGCGCAGCUGGGCAUGGCCACUCUUGCUGCGAUCCUGAAGUUCGCGGGGCCGUUCUUCCUGCAGCGCAUCCUGAGGUCAAUUGAUAUCCUGGGCACGCACAAGGACGAGCCGGCGUCAAAGAGUGUGCGCGGCGCAUACCUAGAUGCGUUUGGUCUGCUGUUCUUUUCUAUCCUGACUUCGCAGCUGACGAACCAGGUUCUGUGGAUUGGCAGACAUAUCGGCAUGCGCAUCAAGGGCAUGCUUGUUGCGGAGCUGUCAACCAAGACGCUCAGGCGCCGCGGAAAGGGCUCAUGGGAGGACGAAAAGAAACCCAGCGACGACGAAAAAGAGGGUGAGGAGGAUGAGCCUGCGACCGCGCAGGCAGCCGCCGAUGGAAAGAUUAUGAACUUGCUGACGGCUGACUUCCAGCGUGUCACCGAGGUUGCUGCCUAUAUGGACCAGCUCUACUCGUUGCCUCUGUCGCUGGUGGUUGGUAUCUGGUAUAUGUACCAGCUGCUGGGCAUAUCUGCGCUGGUGGGCAUGUCGAUCACUGUCGUGUACUAUCCUCUGUCCAAGAUACUGUUCGCGUACAUGACCAAGAUCGAGGAGAAGCUCAAUGCCAUCAGCGACGAGCGCAUCACAGUGAUCACCGAGCUUCUGCAGGGCAUCAAGGCCGUCAAGCUCUUUGGCUGGGAGUCGCGGUUUAUCGAGAAGGCGGAGCAGAAGCGCGAGCGCCAGCUCAGCUACCAGUGGAAGAUGGUGUUUGCCUGGGUGCGCGUGAUGGCAGCAUCGUCGCUAGCGCCCAUGAUGGUGCUGGUGAUCAUCCUGGCCAUGUACGUGGUGGGCUUUGGAAACCCGCUGACCGCCGAGAUUGCGUUCACGUCGAUUUCCGUGUUCCAGAUUAUUCGUAUUACUUUCGAGCACUUCCCUGGGUUCCUUAACUGGGUGGUUGGUGCGUAUGUGUCGCUCGGCCGUAUCGAGUCGUACCUGGGCCAGCCUGAGGUGCACACUCUGCUGAUGGCUUUGGGCUUUGUCGACGCUGACCUUGUCUGGGAUGUAUCCAACGUUGAUAUCGACGAGUCCGUCAGCCAGGCGAGCAGUGACGAGCCAACCAAGGUCAGCACGCCGCAGAUGGAAAGUUCCGGAUCGAAGGACAAUGCCGCCGAUGAGACUACGCCGCUGCUGCCCUCGACGUCUGUCAUCGGUGAUGCGCUGAUCAGCAAGGCACCCGAGGCAAUGGCUGUGUUUGGACUCAAGAACAUCUCGGUGCAGUUCCCACAGGGCGGUCUAUCGGUUAUUGCUGGGCCGACCGGCAGUGGCAAAUCAUCGCUGCUGUCGGCACUCAUUGGCGAGAUGUCGCUGGUCCGUGGAACAAUCCUGCUGCCGACCAUCAAUCCAGCCCGCGUUAUUGGACUUGGUGAUCCCUAUGGAGACAUCAUCAAGCUGUCUGAGGAGGGCUUGGCGAUCCGCGAUAUUGCCUAUGUUGCGCAGGAGGCAUGGCUGCGCAAUGCCACCAUCCGCGAGAACAUCCUGUUCGGCGAGCCGUAUGAUCAACAGCGGUACGAGGAGGUGCUGCGUGUCUGUGCACUGAAGCCUGAUCUGCGGAUCCUGACUGCUGGCGACCAGACCGAGAUUGGCGAGCGCGGCGUGACGCUUUCGGGAGGCCAGAAGCAGCGUGUUGCACUGGCCCGUGCGGUGUACUCGGACCGCAAGAUCCUGCUUAUUGACGACUGUCUGUCGGCUGUCGAUGCGCACACUGCCAAGCACAUCCUGAUGGAGUGUCUGCUGAACAAGACGUCGCUGAUGCACGGCCGCACCCGUGUCCUCGUCACCCACCACGUGUCGAUGUGCCUUCCGUAUGCGCAGUACAUCGCGGUGAUGCGCGAGGGCGAGAUUGCGCUCAAGGGCAAUCCGCAGGAGCUGCAGGCAAUGGGCAAGUUCUCGGCGACUCUUGCUGAGCUCGACACCAAGGACAACACAAAGGCUGAGGAAGGGUCGAAGGGCAAGGAGGUUGAGGACAUCGAGGAUGAGGGCAGUGCUGAGCGCGCCAAGGCUGUCAACGAUCCGACGUCGGAGGACGAGUACAACAUUGAGCGACUGCGCAAGCUGGCUGUGGCCAAGGGUCUGGACCCCACUGCUGACCUGUCGGCAUUCGAGGGUACGCUGAUUGAGGAUGAGGAGCGCGAGGCCGGGUCCGUCAAGGGCGCUGUGUGGCUCACAUACUUCAAGGCUGCUGGUGGUCGCUGGUACUGGAUUCUCUCGAUUAUACUGCUGGCCUUCACACAGGUGCUCACGGUUUUGCAGGACUACUGGGUUCGGAUCUGGGUACAGUCGGCCAAGGAGCCCUCGUCCUCUGUCUACGCAUCGCUUGCCAUGUCUCCCGUUGCUCUGCCUGACAUGAGCCGUCCGAUUGUCAACAGCUUGUCCUCUGUGUUUGCUGUCCUCCCGGCGGCUGACGAAGUGGUUGUGCAGUCAGUGCAACAGCACUCUGCGAAAUACUGGCUUGGUAUCUACUUCCUCAUCGGCGUGGUGGGUAUUGUGUGGCGUGGAGUGCAGAUUAUGUACGUCUUUGGCGGUGCGAUCCGCGCCUCACGUAAGCUGCACUCCGAGCUGCUGCAGGCUGUAGUGCACGCAACACCGCGCUUCUUUGAUUCGACACCGCUGGGCCGUAUCAUCAACCGGUUCUCGCGCGACAUGCAGACCGUCGACGAGUGGACCAUGGAUAUCCUCGUGUGGUGGCUGCUGGACAUCAUGGGUCUGAAGCGUAUCGAAUCCAACACCAUGUCACCGCUGCUGUCGCUGUUUGGAGAGUUGAUUCUAGGAGUCACCUCCAUCCGUGCGUUUGGCCUCAAGAAGUACUAUAUUAAGGAGGCAGUUAACCGGAUUAACGCUCAGAACCAGCCGUUCUACCAGGUGUGGGCGGCGAACCGGUGGCUGUGUGUGCGCGUGGAUCUGGCAGGUGCCAUGGUCGCAUUUGCAUGCUCGCUGUUUAUUCUGAUGAACCUGCGCUGGAUGGACGCUGGUCUGGCUGGAUUUGCGCUGUCGUAUGCGCUGAUGUUCUCAGGAGCGUAUGCUCUGAACAUGAACGCGGUCGAGCGCAUCACGCAGUACAUGAAGGUUGAGCAGGAGGCUAGUGCUCAGUCAACGCCUGAGAACAAGCCUGCGAGCAACUGGCCCAGGACCGGUGACCUUGAGAUCGAGGAUCCUGGUCAUCGACACGGCGAGAAGAUCGGUGUGGUUGGCCGCACCGGCGCUGGCAAGUCGACGCUGUCGCUGGCGUUCCUGCGGUUCAUCGAGGCAGCCAAGGGCCGGAUCGUGCUCGACGGGGUCGACAUCUCGAAGAUUGGCCUGGAGGAUCUCCGCCGCAAUGUCACGAUCAUCCCGCAGGACCCAGUGCUGUUCAACGGCACCAUCCGCUUCAACCUCGACCCGUUCAGCGAGUACCCCGAUGAGAUUGUGUGGGAUGCGCUGCGCCGUGCGCAUCUGGUGCGCGAGCGCGGCAGCCAGACCGCCAGCACUGCGACCAGCACUGCGACCAGCACUGGCCGUCGCAUGUCGGGCAUCUUCAAUAGCCUGGAGGCCGAGAUCAAGGAGAACGGGCAGAACCUGUCGCUGGGUCAGCGUCAGCUGGUGGCGCUGGCUCGCGCUCUGGUGCGCCGGUCGCGACUGAUCAUUAUGGACGAGGCGACAGGCCGCACGAUCCGUGGCUCCGAGUUUGCCAACUCGACCCUGUUCUGCAUUGCUCACCGGCUGCGCACCAUCAUCGACUAUGACCGUGUGCUGGUACUGGACAAAGGCAAGGUUGCCGAGUUUGACACUCCGGCCAACCUGCUCAACAGGCAGGACGGCAUCUUCCGCAGUAUGUGCGAAAAGUCUGGCGAGCUUGAGCACCUAGUCCAUGCGGCGCAGCGCAAGGCUGAUAAUUAG